Molecule: messenger RNA, 3234 nt
Organism: Aspergillus tubingensis
Lineage: Eukaryota; Fungi; Ascomycota; Eurotiomycetes; Eurotiales; Aspergillaceae
Product: putative SNF2 family helicase
Exons: 14
Coding region: 1-3234 (1077 amino acids)
Molecular function (GO): ATP binding; ATP-dependent chromatin remodeler activity
Source: RefSeq, a predicted model, not a curated record
AUGGAAGGCUCUAGCGAGGAACUGGAACCACCUAAGAUCACGCAGGAAGCAGCAGCAGGCUCUGAAGAUGUUCAAGAGCUCGAUAAGCAAGGAUCUUCUCUCCAAUCCGAAAGCUUCGAUCCGCAACAGAUUCUGUUGGAGGCAAUUGAUCGCCGUAGGCAACAGUACAAUCCCAGGCAGGCUUUUUUCCUUUCUAAUUUGGGAUUUGAUAUCCACAAUCUCCGGCAUACAGGAAACUCGCCAUCUGAAUUUCUUCCUGUACCAAACGAUCAGGUAACCGCUGCGCAAACAGGAUUUGAGGAAAGUCUAUUUGUGCCGCAGGAAGAAUAUUCGUCAUUGUAUCUUCCACCUUCGGGACCAGAUGUGCCUCCGAUGUCUCCAGAUAAUCAAAAUUUUCUCGAACUAUUUCAGGGGCUCAAUCCAGAAGGUGACACAAGUCCACCUGUUCAACAGCUUUCGCAGGUUGCACCUCACUCGAGUGCCAGUGCUUCACAAACAGGAAAUGCAGGCACAGCAGCUGCACCUGCCGAUGAUGAGGAAGAUCCAAGGCUGUCCGCACCGUCAUGUGUCGACUUAUUAUCAACCUCAUCUUCGACUUCCGGGAACACUGACGUUCCGGUAGAAGACUUCCCGGAUGAUACUGGAGACCAAAGCUGCCCAACAGAAUGGCCUGACGAGGAGCUUGAAGCUAGUACCAGGGCUGACCUAUCGAAGCGGCAAUUCAAUUCUAUCAAGAAAUGGUUUGAUGGUUUGGAGAAGCCAUCUGUUGCAGAUGAGAUACGCUUAGAAAAAGCAAGGCAACAGGAAUUUUCUCGAAAGGAAAGGGUGGCAAGGAGAAAAGCCAUCGAAAACCAGAGUGACCUCUUUCUCUCAGACAUCGACGAGCCCAAUGAAUCCACUUCACGACAGGUUCCUGUCGAGAAAAGGACUGAAAGCUCUCAUGAUGUCCCUGUCAAGCGACAGCCGAAACAGCGACGACAAAACAGGAUUUCAGCAGACGAAAAGCGAAAGAGCAAGGAACUCGGUCUUGCUGUUGUUCUUGCGCGCCAGAAGAAGAGGGAGAUGUCGAAGAGAGCACCCCGUAAGCGCAAAGAUAGAGGGUUCGACAACGGAAUCCCUGGCCCCAGUAAAAGGCCGAAGCGAGGGCCCCUGGGUACCAAAAAAUACCUAGAAUACCUCCUUUCUUCUGGAGUCGUGGAAGAUGCACAUGUCAACGCUUCACUGGAUGCGAUACCUGCUUCUAUUGACAAGAAUAAGAUGAAAGCACUCAAACGACUUGUCGCUACUAUUCCGAGUGUGGAUCAGAAGGAGGCUAAAUCUGACAAGAAAAAAAUUCUUGAAGCUACUCGCAAGUUCACAUGCAGUCCGAGAAGCGAUGGAAAACUCGGGUGGAACAUCAAGGGAAUGAAAACAAGUUUAUAUCACUAUCAGCGUGACCGCGAAAGUUCGUCAGAGGGACCCUUCGGGGGACUCCUCUGUGAUAUCAUGGGUUUCGGGAAAACUAUUCAAGCACUGGCAAAUAUCGUAGAUGGAAAACCCUUUGAUCCGGAGGAUCCUGAGAAGACUACGCUCAUUGUUGUUCCAUCGCACCUAGUCACUCACUGGAAAACACAGAUCAACAGGCACUGCGACGAGAAAGCAAUUGGUGAUGUCCUUAUAUACAAAGCUAGUUCAAGGCUUGAGUCCCUCAAUACAGUAGGAAGCCUCGCGAAAUAUGAUGUUAUAAUCACUACGUAUGAUGAGGUCAGGCGGUCUUAUCCACCAAUGAAGCUCACCGAUAGUAUUAAGGACGACGAGAAGCUUUCAGCCUGGUGGGAUCAAUCCUUCGAUACAGAGACCGGCCCGCUACAUAAAAUCAAGUUCCACCGAAUCAUUCUUGAUGAAGGCCACACCAUCAAGAAUCACAUCUCCUCAGUGUCGAUCGCCGUCCGCUCUCUGACUGGCCACUAUAAGUGGAUUCUAAGCGGAACCCCAGUGCACAACCAUCUAGAAGAAUUCUAUCCGCUUUUCGACUUUCUCGGCGUUCCCGGCAUCAAAGAUGCUGGAGUUUUCACAAAGAACUUUUGCAGCGAUGACGAAGGCCAUGACCGCCUCGUAAACCUAUUGCGAGCUUUUUUGUUUCGGCGAACACACAAAAGUCGACUUUUCUCACUGCCAGUAAUUAAACUACCCGAUGUCAACGAAAGAAUCGUCAGGGUCCAAUUCUGCGCCGUCGAACGAGAGCUUUACAACGCCAUAUCAGAGGUAUUCAUAGAAAACAUCAAUGGUUGUGCCCAUUUCGAUCAGCCCAAGCAUUUAUAUUGUGAGGAGUGCUACUACUCCUUACGGAUGGACAAGGACAACAUGCUUAUGGAGCCUAAAUGCGUCAACUGCCGUGUUUCGAUCACGGAAGCCGCUUAUUUUAAGGAAGAGGGUAACGAAAAGACACAAGGCGCAUCUAUUCACGGGGCAACUAUCAGGAAGGAAAAGCAGCGCCAAAAGAGAACCACAACCAAGAAACAAUCUAGGAGCAGCAUUCGCCAGAUCACGGCGCCACGAGCAGACGAAACGGAUGAAGAGCCGGACGCCGACGAGGAUACGGACUGGAUUAGAGCGUGUGCCCAGCAUAUGCCGAGUGCGAAACUCACGAAGAUACGCGAAAUUCUUACAGAGUGGCUUGCUCAGGAAUCCUCGGGCAAGAUAGUCAUCUUUACCCAGUUUCUAGAUUUCGUUGAAAUCCUGUCUACCAUGUGCGAAGCAGAAGGGUGGCUGUUUGUCCUCUUGACUGGAAAAUUGGGUCUAUCAGUCCGCGAAAACAACAUGAAGACGUUUAGUGAUAAGAAUAGCGAAGUGAGGAUUCUUAUUGCCAGUUUGAAGGCUGGAGGCAUCGGACUAGACCUAUCAGCCGCCAACAAAUGCAUUCUUGUUGACUUGUGGUGGAACGAAGCUAUUCAGGAGCAGGCAUUUUGCCGCUUGUUUCGAAUUGGGCAAGAAAGCGAGGUGGAAUUUGUGAAGCUUAUCAUCGAUAAUUCCAUUGAUGACUACCUGCUCAAUUUGCAGACGCAUAAGACGGCUGUUAUAACCGGAGCUAUGGGCGACGGAGUCCUAGCGGGACGGGAUACAAUUGAGGAUCUCCUUCGAAUGUUCGCAGAUGUCGAAAAGGACUCUAGAGGGGUACUUCAUCUCAGGGCCAAGACAGCGUCGAGGGAUAUCAGGAUUGGGGCUGGAUUCCGACCAUCUUUUGGCGUCUUUUGA